AUGGAUCCGCGAAGGUUCCAGCUCACUCUGCAGUCGCUGGACUACUGCGGCUGUCGGAUCUUGGAUCAGGGCUACACGACCACCCGAAAUGUGGAGGAGCUGCUCCAGAGCCAGGUGUCUGUCUGGAGCUGGUCCUUCGUCUGGAACAUGGCCUGGGAUCUGCUCUCGCGGCUGAUCGAACCAACCAAGUCCCAGCUGCUGGACAAGUUCGUCAAACCAUUCGAUCCCAGUCAGCCGGCCGGCACGUACUCCACGGCCACGGUGGCCGUCACGGUGCCGGCGCCGGAGGUGGCGCGGCUGCGCGCGCUGUGUCGCGCCCACGGCGUCUCGCUGAACGCCGCGCUUUCUGCAGCCGUGUCGUUCGCCGGCGCACGCCUGUCGGGCGUCGGCGGCGAUCAGUCUGCCCACCUUCCCACCGUCUGGCUGGUAAACGCCCGGCGCUACCUGCCCUCCACCGACUGGAUGUUCCUCUCGACGGUGGCCGGCGUGCGGCUGGACGUGCGCGUGGAGCACGCGGACGUCGCCGAGUUCUGGAGCGUGGCCGAGGCGCUUGGCCGCGAGCUGCGCUGGAAGCUCAACGUAUUGGCUGCGCUCCUUCCGGUGGCCGUACCGGACCCAAGGGUGCCGAACCUGCUACCUCUGCACAAGCCCGCCCUCAUCGAGAUGUCGCCGGAGCGGCUGCGCGCGGCGCUCAACUGGGCGCGACACAAGGUGGCCGGGUAUGGGAAGCUGGAGAAGGCCCGCGUGUUGCCGAGUGGCUCGCUCUCCACCCAUCACCAGCGGUACUCCGCGAGCGACCCGGAGACCCAGUGGAUGGGCCGCGAGGCGCUGGCUUGGGUGGAGGCGGCGCGCGCGCCGGCCAACCUCAGCGAGUGGGUCACGGAGGAGGAGCCCAGCCGCGCGACUCGUCCCACGCCGCGCUGCAGCAAACGCCCCCGCUUCCGGCGUCAGGACGGUGCGUGCAACAACGCAGAGAACCCUCUGUGGGGCGCGUCAGACACGCCGCUGGUCCGUAUGCGGCCGGACACGUUCGAAGACGGUGUGAAUGCGCCGCGAAGCCGCGGACGGUUCGGCAACCAGCUGUCCUCGGCCCGCCUCAUCAGCCAGAGGGUCACAGGCAGCUCUAACGUGGCGAACAGGCAGAUCACGUUGUCACUCGUCAACUUUGCCCAGUUCAUUGACCACGACUUCACGCUGUCGCCGAUCUUCGCCACCCGGUACGGUGAGGAGCUGGAGUGCUGUCGGAACGGCCAGGUCAUCACGUCAGGCCAGCACCCGCAGUGCCUGCCGAUCAUGAUCCCGUCCAACGACCCGUUCUUCGGGCCUCUCAAACAGCGCUGCAUGAACUUCGCCCGUUCAAUCCCGGCGGCCGGGUCCCAGCCGGGGCCGACCAUCACCAAGAACGUUUUGACCGCCUUCAUUGACGGCAGUGGCAUCUACGGCUCGCGCUCGUCUCGCGCCUACCAGCUGCGCACCCGCAGAGGCGGCCUCCUGAAGACGCAGGGACGUAAUCUGCUGCCGCGGGUGCGCUCCUCCACAGAGACGCUGUGCUUUAGCCCCGACCAGAAGAGACGGCCCUGCUUCAUGGCUGGGGACGUACGCUCGAACGAGCAGAGUGGCCUCACCAUAAUGCACACCAUCUGGCUGCGCGAACAUAACCGGAUUGCUCGCGCUCUGGCAAGCAUCAACCGGUGCUGGAAUGACGAGCGUUUGUUUCAGGAGGCUCGCCGGAUUGUAGGUGCUGAGCUGCAGCACAUUGUCUACAACGAGUGGCUCCCGCUCGUUAUCGGCCGGCGGUACAUGCAGAAGUUGAACAUCGAGACCCAGCGGCGUGGCUACUCUUCGCGGUAUUCGCCGGAAGUCGACCCGUCGAUCGCCACGGAGUUCUCGACGGCCGCGUACCGGUUCGGCCACACGAUGAUCCAGGGCCAGAUCCAGAUGUUCCAAAGCGUCCAGAGCCCGCCCCCACCUGUCAGCCGAGCCGUCAACGUGCGUGACGUGUUCUUCGACCCGGCGCUCUUCUACGAGGGCCGGCUGGGCGAGCUCGCCAUCGGCAUGAUCACACAAAACGCGCAGACGUGCGACGCCAACUUCGCUGAGGACCUCUCCGAGUUCCUCUUCGUGGAGAAGGGUGGCACCUUCGGCAUGGACCUCGUCGCGCUCAACAUUCAGCGCGGUCGCGACCACGGCAUCGCCACCUACAACACGAUGCGUGAGCACUGCUUCCUGGGCCGCGUGGCCAGCUUCACCGAUCUGCUUCGCUUCAUGCCGCUCUCCGUGGUGAGCCGCCUGCGAAGUGUCUAUCGACACGUGGAUGACAUCGACCUGUUCGUGGGUGCCGUGUCCGAGCGGCCGGUGUUCGGCGCCGCCGUCGGCCCCACCAUUCGGUGCAUCCUUGCUGACCAGUUUGCCCGGCUGCGCUGGGGAGACAACUUCUUCUACGACCUCGGUGGCCUGCGGAGACCGUGGCGCUUCACCUCGAGACAGCUAAGCGAGCUCAAGAGGUCCACCUGGGCUCGGGUUCUCUGCGAUAAUGUGAGCGGGAUCAGCAAAAUUCAGCCUGAAGCCUUCCGCGCUCCGGGACGCAAGAACGUGAUCGCAUCAUGCAGCCGUUUACCGACAGUCAACCUGCAGCGCUGGAAGACGUGCUGUUAA
This is a messenger RNA of Pollicipes pollicipes, 2655 nucleotides long. Its product is annotated as peroxidase-like. NCBI's taxonomy places the organism in Eukaryota, Metazoa, Arthropoda, Thecostraca, Pollicipedomorpha, Pollicipedidae. Gene Ontology annotation, biological process: response to oxidative stress. Gene Ontology annotation, molecular function: peroxidase activity; heme binding. Bases 1 to 2655 code for a protein of 884 amino acids. The record is from RefSeq and is a predicted model, not a curated record. The transcript has 3 exons.